Molecule: messenger RNA, 2543 nt
Organism: Bombina bombina (fire-bellied toad)
Lineage: Eukaryota; Metazoa; Chordata; Amphibia; Anura; Bombinatoridae
Gene: R3HCC1
Product: R3H domain and coiled-coil containing 1
Exons: 8
Coding region: 232-2307 (691 amino acids)
Molecular function (GO): nucleic acid binding
Source: RefSeq, a predicted model, not a curated record
GACUGACUGAGGGACGCGGAUUGUCGCAGAGGUUUAGUGACUGUGAGUUGCUGCUACUGUUGCAGAGCGUGACAGUCACAUUGAGGGAGAGACUGAGGCACAUUCAGUGGAGACUUCCACAUCGUGUUUUCUGCCUUUCCUGUAUUUUGUAUCGGUAACACGCUGGAUCAGCAGUGCGUGGAUGGAGUGUAUCUCUCUGGCUUGGAGAAUGAGUUCUACACACUUGUGUCAAUGGAACUGGACCAUUUCUUACAACAGGGAGACCUCAAAACAGUUUUGCUUUUUCCUCCUGUAUCAAGCCGCCUUCGGUACCUGAUACACCAUCUCACUGAGUCUCACAGUGGUUUGAGCAGCUUUUCUGUGGGUGAAGGAUGGCAGCGUAGAACAGUAAUUUGCCAUGCUGAUAUAAGGCUUCCAGAUCAAGAGGGAAAUUCCAGAAAUUCCACUCAAGAACAACACCCUGGGCGCCGCUGGUGCGGCUCCUCACAGUUUUAUAACAGGGGUGGAAGGGGAAGACCAGGGGGCAGACAGUGGAAGUAUGGGAGACCCGACAGAGCUUUGUAUGUUGUCAGAGGGAAGUAUGGGAGGAGGUGUGAAGUAGAAGAGAGGAGUAAUGAGAGGAUAAGAGGGGAAGAACCAAAGCUGAAUGAGGAAAGUGAAAGGUCAGUCGAACAGUGUUAUAGAGAAAUAAAAAAUGAAGAAGAGACAAGGGAGUUUGAACAGAUGGAUGAGCAAGUAGGACUUGAAAAAGUAAAAAUAGGUGCAGAGCUUAAAAGUAAUAACAGAGGGGAGUUAAAGGAUGUGAGUUUAAAGGUCGGAAAUGAAGAGGAUAAGAUAUUUGGAUCUGAAGAUAACGGUAAGAAAGAUGCUUUUGUAGAUAGCAGAAACAAAUAUGUGCUUCAGGAAACACGUGAGGUAGUAGGACUUGAGGGGGAAAAUAAAGCAGAGUUAGAAGAUUGUAAGACUAGUGCUGGACUUGAGGAAAAGUCCAACAGGUUUGUGAUAGGAGCAGAGAGUGUUAAAUCUGAAGAAAAAGAGAAGAGUUUUAGGCUUUUGGGUGAGGAGAGUGGGCCAGUGGGCCAUAAAGAGGUGAAGGAGAAUGAUGAUAUAGUGGAGUUUACAAACCAAGAGGAAGAUACAGAUGGAGCUAAAGGUGACCUAUUUGAAAAGAAAAACACAAGAGGAAACCCUGUACCAGAACAGGAUUGUUGGAUGCUAGAUGGAGAGAAGAAUAAGGAAGAUAAAUUGGAAAAGGAGGAAAAGAAAACAAAGAUGGAGGAACGUAUCAGUAAGUCUUCAGAAGAGUGGGAAAAGGUGGAGAAUGUAAAUGAGGCAGAGCUUUCUAGUGCUUCUAAUGACUGUCCGGUUACAGUAGUGAUAAAGCAGCAGGCAGAGACAGAAACUGUAUUGAGCAUGCACAAAGAGCACAAGCUACAGGAGACCCCAACACUAUCCAACGUGGGUAGAGAAGGUAAUUCUCAAGGUUGUGAUGGAGAUGCUGGGAUUUCAGAAAGAGCGGCUGAUGAGAGCAGAGAAACAGGGUACAGUCAGGCAGGGGAUGAGGGGGUACAGACAGGUUGUGCCCAGGCCAUGACAGGAGAACUAAAUAUUCAGAUGGAUACCAGAGUUACAGUGACUGAAGAGGGAGCUGAGGGUAUUGUAACUGAGACAGCAGGAAGUGACUCCCUAGACACGGCUAAAGGAUUUGCAAAAGUAGAUCCGCCAUUAUGUGUCACAGACAGACAGAAUGAAAGAGAUGGAAGGAGUGAAGAGGAGACGGAAGAACCAACAGCCCACAGGUCACAUACAGUGGAAAAUCCAGAGGAAAUGAUGAUGCAGAUUCUAAAGGAGAUCAGCACUCAUGUAAGUGAAAAGGAUCUACAAAUUCAGCCUCUCCUGGGGGAUUAUUCUGGAUUCACUGAGAUGCAGACUGAUCAAGGGAGAUUUGGCCAUAUUAUAGAGGUGUAUGGCUUCUCAUCAAAGCUCCGCACUGAGGAUCUUAUGGCUCCAUUUGAGGAGUACAGAGAGAGAGGUUUCCGUCUGGAGUGGGUUGAUCAGACUCAUGCACUAGGAAUAUUCUCCAGCCCCGAGGAUGCAUUUGCUGCCUCCUGCCAAGCACACCCCUCCAUGAAGUUUCGCCCCCUGUCUCAAGGUAGCCGACAGUCUAAGCUGCGUGCUCAAGAACGAGCAGAAUUUUUCCAGCCCUACAAAGACAGACCUCAAAUGGAUACAGCCGUGGCAAGGAGAUUAGUAAACAGGGCCCUUGGCCUCCAAAAGCAACAAGAAAAACCAGUGACCGAGGAGUAAGCAUCAAGUCUUGGGCUAUUCUAAGUGCAUUCCAACAGGACAGUCUGCGUAACAGCCCAUAUUUGUGUCUGCAGCAGAAAAGGGACCAUGAGUAAUCCAUACAGAGUUUUCAGUUGGUGCUUAAGGGGCUCGCUGUAUCAGCAUUUUUUUUUAGUAUCUGUUGUUUUCUUAUUUUGUGCUCUACAAUGUUUGGGACUAAUACAUGGUCUUCUAUAAAUGAAUUGUUGCACUAUAAA